Molecule: messenger RNA, 561 nt
Organism: Acaulospora colombiana
Lineage: Eukaryota; Fungi; Glomeromycota; Glomeromycetes; Diversisporales; Acaulosporaceae
Source: the annotation of a GenBank genome assembly
AGUCGAAAUAUUCAUGAGCAGGGAAAAAAACAUAAGGAAAAUGUAGAAAAAUUCCUCAGAAAUAUUUACCGUAAGGAACAAGAAGAACGAAAGGAGAACGAUAAGAUCAAACGAGAGUUGAAAAGAAUUGAAAGGGAUGCUCUGAAACAAUACAAAAAAGAUUUGGCGCUCGAAGUUCCUGGUGCGAAUAUUGCUACUCAUCAAUCAAAUUCGCGACCUACAGUGACAACACAAUAUCCUGGAGAAUCUGCAGCAGCAGGCGAUGCACAGAUCGAGGAAUCUGUCAUAGGAGAAUGGAGACCAGUAACACCACCACCUGUGUCUGCAUCAGCUCAAAAGCAAGAUCCUUUUAUAAAAGAUGAAUUUAAAAACGAUAAUUCAAUACCACCUCUACAGGAUGACGAUGAAUUCGAAGAUCCUGAUGAUCUAAGUAACUUUAAAGUAGUCGAAAAAACUCUUUCGAUAGAUGAGGUUGCGGGUGAAAAUACUGUUUCUUUUAAAAAAAGAAAAUUCGGAAGUGGUAGCAAUAAGACAAGGAACAUCAGGAAAAGAAUUGCGUGA